AUGACUCAACCCAACCCGUACAUUCUUGCAGCCGACAACCCCACCGCCGUGCUGACCCUGCUGCGCGCCGAUCCCUCCAUCGCCUCCAACCAGGACGAACACGGCUACUCGCUGCUGCACGCUGCCGCGUCCUACGGCCACAUCGACCUGCUGCGCGCGCUGGUGCGCGAUUUCCACGCCGACGUGAACCUCCUCGACGAAGACGGCGAGACCUGUCUGUUCGUGACCGAGUCCGUCGACAUCGCAAAGUGUCUGGUCGAGGAGCUGGGCGUCGACGUCGCCCGCAAGAACGAUGAGGGCUUCACCGCGCUCGAGUCCAUCGAGGCCGACGGCUCGUUCCCGGCCGUCGCGGCGUACCUGCGCCAGGUCAUGGGGCUGCCCGAGCAGCCGGACACGGGCGCCGACGCCGCGCUGAACCCGCCGCCGCCGCUGCCGCCUAACAUCAAGGUUAACUUGGGGACUGUGUCGGAGCAGGAGGCGAACGCUGGGGCGGACGAGGUGGACCCGGAGUUUAAGCGCCGCAUUGAUGAGUUGGCGGCGCGGGAGGAUUUUAACAGCGAGGCGACGCAGGCUCAGCUACGCGAGCUCGUCAUGGAUGCUAUUCGUGGGUCGAAUAUUAAUACCCAGGAUCGGGAGACACCAUUCGAAAAUCUGGGCACGUCGCCUGACAGCCACCAUACUACGCUGUCAGACCGCGUCGUCGCAUCCGACACCUCAGACAGUGCGGAUCCACCGCCAUACACCAUCACUGCUACAACUACACCCUCCGCACCAACCACCCAAGAAACACAUCCACCCACCACAUCAGGACCACAAUCCCAAUCCCUAGAACACAAGCCGAUCGCAAUCCCCGCGAUCAGCUCCUCAUCUGACUCCCCCUUUCUACGGGCCUACGCCCCCAUCCUAACCACCUACAAUCUCCCACGCGACUCCUUCUUCUCCUUCCUGGACCACCUGAACAAGGUUAUAUCCGGGAGCCCGCCAUUGCAGGUCCUCGACGCGACCGGCGGCAUCCUCCAGUCGGUGCCGAUUCUCUUCCCGCUGCGCUGGAUCGGCUCCGCGGUCAGCGGGCUGGCCAGUCUCGGCAGCCAGGGCGUCUCCAAGAGUCGCGCGGACUCGUACCUCCGGCAGGCGAACCGCGAGACGUUUGGCCCGCGCGGGCUGAAGGUCGAGAUUGCCAAGCUUGAUGCGCUGGCGUACAUGGCUAAUAUCCCCAUUCUGGAUUCCAAUGGGAAGGUUAGUCGGCAGAAUCCGCUGUUGCAGCGGUUGUUGGAGACGGGGGCUGCAGCGGAGGGGGCGCGUGAUGCUGGGAUGGUAGUGGAGCAGCGUCAGGUUGAGAUCUUGCAGCCGUGGAUUGCGGCGUUGGAGCUUGAUAUUCUGCCGUGGACGUCCAAGUCUAAGUUGACGCGGUUCAAUGCGGCGCUGAAGAAGAGGAAUGACCCGGCUCAGUGGAGGGAUGGGUUGGGGCAAAGCAGUGAGGCGAGUGAAGAGACGGAUAUUCGACAUGGCUUGUGGCUUGUGAUACGGCCGGUGGAUGCAUGA
Messenger RNA from Aspergillus terreus NIH2624, 1542 nucleotides. Its product is annotated as ankyrin repeat protein. The transcript has 2 exons. Lineage: Eukaryota; Fungi; Ascomycota; Eurotiomycetes; Eurotiales; Aspergillaceae. Bases 1 to 1542 code for a protein of 513 amino acids. The record is from RefSeq and is a predicted model, not a curated record. Gene Ontology annotation, molecular function: protein binding.